This is a messenger RNA of Siniperca chuatsi (mandarin fish), 3723 nucleotides long. Its product is annotated as WASP homolog-associated protein with actin, membranes and microtubules. The coding region runs from base 93 to 2435 and encodes 780 amino acids. Gene Ontology annotation, biological process: endoplasmic reticulum to Golgi vesicle-mediated transport; Arp2/3 complex-mediated actin nucleation. Lineage: Eukaryota; Metazoa; Chordata; Actinopteri; Centrarchiformes; Sinipercidae. Gene Ontology annotation, cellular component: endoplasmic reticulum-Golgi intermediate compartment membrane; cytoplasm. The transcript is spliced from 11 exons. Gene Ontology annotation, molecular function: actin binding; Arp2/3 complex binding. The record is from RefSeq and is a predicted model, not a curated record.
UGCGUGAAGGUAGCUUACGUCACGCAAAUGGCGGACGUUGUAAACAGAGCCAGCAGCUUUUUGGAGGCCAAAGUGAAACAUCUCUUUUUAAGAUGAAUAACGUAGAGUGUGAGCGGUUAGACAGUCUGGAGGGCUGGGUGGCCGUUAAAAGUAACAUAUUUGAAGAAACUGAGUCAUUUAAGCUGGGCUUCAUCGUACAGUGGAAUGUCAUCGAGUGUAAGUUCGCUGUCACCUGCCACAACCGGACGUUACAACGGCAGAAACGCAAAGCCGAAGUGGCCGUCGGCGACCAUCAGAUAAGCUGGGCUGGACUCUUCUCCGUGAACGAUUUGAAACAUAUCCAUCAGCAGUUUACAUGUGUGGCAGACAUCUUGGGAGCCUGCUUCCCGGAUUUGGCGGAGUUCGAAGACGGCAACAUUUGGGACUUGCUCUUCCUGAAUCGGAGGUCAGGACCCGAAGACGACGAUGAGAGGGAUUUUGAUACACCGUGUAGGAAACUCGAAAAAUAUUUCAGCACAGCCAUUGACAUCUGCGGACGAAAAAUUGUUCUCGACACAUUGUUCUCCCAGGAUGAGCGGGAUGUUGAGGAGUACUUUGAAAAUCUACAGGAGUUCAAAAGGAAGACCAUGCAGGACGAGAUGUCAAGGGCCAAGGGUCACCUGCGACAGCUGCUGCAGAGUCAUGCCAGUGCAGACCGAAUGGUUGCGCUUCUCAGCAUCUACGAGGAAGAGGACAAGGCCUACCAGGACCUGGUGACUGUGGCCACCACCUUCUUCCAGUAUCUGCUCCAGCCUUUCAGGGACAUGAGAGAGCUGGCCUGCCUCUACAAGAUGGAGAUCCUGAAGUCUUUGGAGUUUGAGGACUUGGGUCCUAAGAGAAUUGCAGCUCUGGAGAAGGAGGCGGAGGAGUGGAGAACGAAAGCAGAAGACGCAGUCGCCUCAAUCCAGGACAUCACUGUCAACUACUUUGCACAGACUUCAAAGGCUCUGGCUGGUAUGUUAAAGCAGAUAGAGGAAGAUAAGUGUCGUUUUGGAGCUGCUGCAUGGGCGUCUGCAGCUCCCAGACUGGAAAAACUACGCUUCCUAUUGGCCAAAGAAACCCUGCAGCAUAUGAGAACUAAAGAGAUGUGCCUCAACCGCAAGAAAGACGGCAUCAGAAGAAGGUUGGGCAACCUGUCUGGCAGAGUCAAGAGCCACAGAACUGAUUCUAGGUCUGCGUCUGAGGACGGCCAGCAGCAGGACACAGUGGACCAGCUGGAGCUGCAGUUCUAUGAAACCCAAAUAGAACUGUACGACACCAAGUUUGAAAUCCUGAAGAAUGAGGAGCAGCUGCUGGUGGCUCAGAUAGACACCCUGCGACGGCAGAUUAAAGAACUGAAGGAGGAGGUGGUGUACUAUGAUGUGUGUGAAGAUCCAGAGGAGCUGCAGAGCAUGGUCCACACCUGUAUUCAACAAGCAGACUCUCCGGCUGUCAGUCAGCUCAAAAGACGCCUACAGACCUUGGAAACCAAGAGAGGCAACAUCUGUGCCCGGCGAGCUUAUCUCCGCAACAAAAAGGAUCAGUGCAUGGAGGCCCACGAGCAGAAGCAGCUGCCAGCCAAGCAGAGCUCCAUACUCUUCAACCAACAUCAUCAGGUCCACCUGAAACGAGAGAAGAGGAAAGAGGAGGAGCAGAGGAGACGACAGUGGGUGGACGAGGAGCGAGAGAAGACUCUGAGCAGAUUACGAUCCUUCAGGGAGAAGCGACAGGGCCAGUACAUCCUGAAGACUCCUCAGUCCAGGAUUUCUCCUUCAGAAGUCCCGUGUCCCUCCCAGCCGCUGUCCAUCAUCAGCCUCGGCCCCUCUCCCAACUCUGAAGGACCCUCCUCUGUCCGUCCUGGACCCAGACGAAAUAAAACACCCAAGAAACUGCAGCCUAAAGACAUCCCUGUCCAAAUCUACUCUGCACCACCACCUCCAACAACAACCUGCCCUACUGCACCUCCUCCCCCACCACCACCACCUCUUCCCCCACCCCCUCCCCCUGCCAUAACGCCUCCACCUGUCCAAGCUUCGCCUUCCUCCGAGGACACACCAAUGCCUCUCAGUGAAAAAGAGGACCCUCCUUUUCCAGCCAAGAACAUGCUCAAACAAAAUAUAGGAACAAUGGAUGAAGUGUUGGCCUCGUUGCAGCGUGGACAGAUUCAGCUGCGAAAGGUCCCCGCUCCCAGGACAGCGCCCCCUGCUGGGGACCCGAGGAGCAGUCUGAUGUCUGCCAUCCGACAGGGAGUCAUCCUGAAGAAGAUGGUUGCUGGACGUGCAGAAGUCCCGAACAGUGGAGACAAUGAGCUGGAGCGCAGCAUCAAAGCUGCCAUGAUGAGGAUGAAGAAGGUAGCAGCCGACUCUGACGAGGAAGACAGAGACGACGAGACACAGAGUACAGACUGGGACAGCUGAGAGUGCACACACACACACACACACACACACACACACUGAUGAAGCUGUUAUCUUAAAUUACCCCUGCUCUGUAUUCUCCACGGGUCUGAGCUACAAUCUACUUUGCUGCCAAGUUUUCACCGAAAUGCUUCUUGUUUGACAUGAAUGGGAUUACACCUCUUCUGACUUAAACAUUGCACUUUGUUGAAGCUGUCAAACGGUAAUCAUAUUUGGCUUUUCAAAUACCUUUGAUGUUGUAAUACAUCCAAAACUGCUCGAAUCAGGAUUUAGACUCCUCUAAAGCAGUUGGUUUGCAGAAAUCCCAAAAUGAGCGAAAGUUGUGCUUCAACACUCAUUAAGAAGAAAAGCCAAGCAGUAGUACUGUAGUACAGUGAGUAAAUGAUUUCUCCCAACUCGGCAUCUGAAGGCCUUUUGUGAGACUGUCACACAGCAGGGGAAGCCUGUGCUGCAGGCAGAGACGACUACACUACACAACUCCACUGUCACAAGUACUAAUUUUCCCACAUUACUGAGUUUAAACUCGUCGACUUCUAUUAUUUUGAAUGUAAUUAAAACAUUUUUUUAACUUGACUUUACCCCACCAAGGGCUACAGCAAAGUGAGUUUUGUAGUUUUUGCAUUUUAUUACUUAAGGAAGAGUUAUGUCCUGAGGUGCAGCAGUGUUAAUUAUUUACAUGCCUACAUGUCGAAAGUCUACACAUCAUUGUUUGUGUUCCAGGUUGUUUGAUGCACUGUCCUCUGUUUUUCUUUUUGUGUCAGAAAUGUGUGAAUGUGUUAGGCUUCAUUUAUACAUGAUCUGUUACGUCUUCCUUUAUGAUGCCAUAACAAACAAAGUGACAAAUAAAGAAUGCUAGAUUAUUAUUAAUUUUUUUUUAUAACCAAUACUUCCUUUUAAUUACGGAAUUACACAAUAAUGUACACAGCUCUGUCUCUAAUCAUGGUUUAAUCCCCAGAAAAGCUUGCUGACAGGUGGGUUAUCGUUGAUGUUUGGGGAAAACUUUGUACUUAUGACCUUUUGAACCUGUGAAACAGAGCACUUGACUUACCUGAACCUCUUAAAAAGGCAAGGCUAUAAUGUAUUAUGUACAAAAAAUACAAUACUGUAUGGCAAAGAGCAUUAAAUGGUUGGCAGAAGAAAUUAUUAAUUGCUGCACUUUGUUUUAAAACUUUUCUGCAAAGAUAUGAAAACUUAUUCCAGUGUGUUAAAGAUGAGCUGGUGAUGGGUGAGGCUGAAGCACACGUGUACUGUUUUAAUAAUAAAAGAAGACACGUUAGAUCAUAAACAUGAA